Messenger RNA from Clarias gariepinus (North African catfish), 1766 nucleotides. It is a transcript of the gene sypl2b, whose product is annotated as synaptophysin-like 2b. The transcript has 6 exons. The record is from RefSeq and is a predicted model, not a curated record. The coding region runs from base 102 to 821 and encodes 239 amino acids. NCBI's taxonomy places the organism in Eukaryota, Metazoa, Chordata, Actinopteri, Siluriformes, Clariidae. Gene Ontology annotation, cellular component: synaptic vesicle; synaptic vesicle membrane.
AAAAAAGAAAACGUGACAAUUUUGCGGGUAUCUCUUCCUGUAACGGUAUGAAGGAAUAGGAUUUUCUUAACUAAUUGUGUUUCCUUAACUAGAACUGUAUUAUGGAGAGUGUUGGUCAGCAAAUUAUGUCAGGUUUCCGGUUAGAUAUCAGCCCUCUGAAAGAGCCUCUGGGAUUUAUACGACUCCUGGAAUGGGUGUUUGUCAUAUUUGCAUUUGCAUCGACUGUUGAUUAUUCUGGCAACACAAGUUUCAAUAUCCAAUGUCACGGGACUGGACCAAUCCAUGAGAUCAAUAUCUCCUUUAAGUACCCUUUUAGACUUCAUGCACAUAGCUUUGAUGUGCCGACCUGCGACGGCAACAAAACAGGAGAAAUGAAAACGUACUAUCUGAGCGGAGACUUUUCAUCCUCAGCUCAGUUCUUUGUUGCAGUUGGAGUGCUGGGCUUCCUGUACUGUACCAGCAUACUUGUGGUGUAUGUUGGGUACCAGCAUAUGUAUCGCGAGUCAAAGCAUGGCCCUGUUUUUGAUCUGCUAAUAACUGGAAUCUUCACAUUCUUGUGGCUGGUGGCUUCUUCUGCUUGGGGAAAAGGCCUGACUGAUGUUAAAUUGGCUACGAGUCCAGCACAACUUGUUUCUUUAAUCAAUGCUUGUAGGAUCUCUGAAAACAAGUGUUCACCAGGUGCCCUUUCUGCCUUUGGCCCCCUCAACUCUUCAGUGAUUUCUGGAUUUCUUAACAUCAUCAUAUGGGCAGGAAACUGCUGGUUCAUCUUUAAGGAGACACACUUCCAUACACAAGCCAACCCUUCAGCAACUCAGCAAUAAGCAACAAGGCAUCCUUAAAGUUACAGAAGAGAAGGCAACAGUUAUCUGUUGCAGUUUAGACAGCAGUUGAGGUUCAGAGAGUAGACUUCCUGUGUGACAUUGCACAGGAAACAAUGGUGUCUGUACACUCAGUUCACUCUAGCCCACUACUAUAUAACUGCUCUAAAUUACUCAGUCAGUUUCAAGUUAUCAAGCUGUGAGGAAACGUGUAUAUGUAUAAUCAUGUACACGAUUCAUUUAUGUGAUCUAAACUUUAUGUGCUUCUGAGAGAAAGUCACAUUUUACACACACUCCACAUUGAACAAAUAAAUAAAAUGACCAAGGUCAUAGAAAAAAAUGCCCCCUUUUUUGACAGAACUGUUUAGUUCUAUAUUUUAAUUCUUUUCACACAACUUUGUGUUUUACAAAAAAAAUGUUUGGGCUUUAGCUCAGAAACUCUUAUGGCAUAAUAUUUUCCAUAUUCAGAAAAAUUACGAACCAAUAAAUUACCUUUACAUGCUGCUAGAUUUUUACAUCUGGAGACAUUUGUUACAGAAACAAUGCAUACAAAACAAAUAAAAAUUUAAAUUUGUGCUGUCUUAAUUAUUAUUAUUUUUUUUUUGGAUUUUACUACAGACCUCUUAUGAAAUAAAACAUUUAUGUUACUUUAUUGAAUUUCCUGUUUGUUUUCUAGUUCUAAAUGUGACACUCAAAAUGGUUGUUCAACAGAAAAAUCUGUUUUUAAAAAUAGCUACUUUUUGCAGUAACAAUUAAAUUUCUUUAUCCAUAAUCUUAAACAUGGAUGAUACUCUGUUAUUUAAAAUGAGUGCUGACUACUGAAUGGUUUCCUGUUCAUGUCCGUCUUUUAUCACCUUUUUGUUGUAUUUUGAAUUGUUCCUUUUUUUAAGGUUUAGAUAGCAUAAAAGAGAAGAAAUACUUGUUCACAAUAAAAGCAAUUUUUGCUCA